AGGGAAGCGUACUCGGGCCCAUAUUAUUUCUAGCGUUUAUCAACGAUCUGCCACUUCAGGUUUCAUCCAGCACGAGACUGUUCGCCGAUGACUGUGUGGUUUACAGACAGAUAGACAACCAAUCAGACUGCAACCAACUACAAACUGAUCUACACAACCUAGCUAAAUGGGAAGAAAAGUGGGGGAUGUCCUUCCAUCCGGAAAAGUGCAGCAUCUUGCGGGUUCACAGGAAGAGAUCUCCAACUGUACACGAUUACAAACUUAAGGGCCAUACAUUAGAAACAGAAGACUGUACAAAAUACCUUGGUUUGAACAUCUGUACCAACCUCUCCUGGGACACUCACAUCAGUAAGAUCGCUAAGAAGGGCAACUCAACCUUGGGAUUUCUUCGACGCAAUCUACGUAUCUCAAGUGAAGAAACGAAAGCCCGCGCCUACAACGCUCUAGUGCGCCCACAACUUGAGUAUUGCUCAACAGUCUGGAACCCCUACACCAAAACACACAUUAGGAGGCUUGAAAUGGUUCAGAGAAGAGCUGCAAGGUAUGUGACAAAACGCUAUCACAACACCAGUAGUGUAACAUCCAUGCUGGAAGAUCUUGGAUGGGAGACCUUAGAAUCGCGUAGGACCAAGGCACAACUGACCAUGAUGUAUAAGAUCGUGAACAACCUGGUCGACAUACAAGCUGAUUCCUACCUCACUCCCUCCAACCGCUCCACAAGAACCUCUAACAACAGGAACUUUACACAGAUAUCAACUUCUACCUCUUACUACAAGUUCUCCUUCUUUCCACGGACCAUCACAGAGUGGAACAAGCUACCAUCAAGCAUUGUUGAAGCCCCAGACUUGGUAUCCUUCAAGCAGGGGCUGUCCACCGUCUUCUCUUAAGGGUUAGGGGUCAGUUACAAGUAGCUUUCGAGGAUUCUUAAGGCUGUGCCGGCAGUGGCCACCAUAACCGGAUUGGCUUAGGUUAAGGAGGUGAAAACGUAACUGACAAUAAGUACUUUAGACUUUUUCUUCUUUUAUCUAUCCGCUUACUCUAAUCUUUCCUAUCAUUUCAUUCUUUUUUCUUGACCCUAUACCACCCGUCACAUAAAAGUCAAGCGUGACUGAGAUGACGUAACAUAUAGAUGUAGACCAUUUCAAAAGAAAAUUUGAUGAAAACCUAGCAAUAAAUUUAUAUUGGCCUAAACAGGGUUUAUUUUUGAAUAUUUGACUGCUGGGGUUGUCCCUGUAGUUUUCGCUGUGUUCAUGGUAAUCAGAAUUGUAUAAACUAUUUUUCGAAUGUAAAUGUACAUACUAUGAUAUAUGUUAUAUAUCUUCUCAUUAUUUAACCUACGCAACUAUUUUCAAUUUUGUACAUAGCUAGUCGAUUUAGUGCCAUUGACUAGGUAGACAUACCUAGUAAAAGAAUUAAUGGAAAAGUACGAAAAAACUGCGAAAAAUAAAUUAAUUGUAAACUAUAUGGUACUUCAGUCAGUAAGUUUCAAUGCAUUGUACACAUCGAUACCAAGUUUAUGUCAGUUUUCGACAAUUUACUUCAAACGGAAUACAGUCCCUUUAAAUGAAAUUUAGUUGUAUGAUAUCUCAUUGCUCUACCUUUAAGGUAUUUACUGAUGGAAAACAACAACUCUUGUAUAAAUAUUGUUUCUUGUUUUAAUUUUCCAUUAAGUCAAUAUAUAUAUAUAUA
Mya arenaria is the source of this 1689-nucleotide messenger RNA. RefSeq lists its product as uncharacterized. Lineage: Eukaryota; Metazoa; Mollusca; Bivalvia; Myida; Myidae. The record is from RefSeq and is a predicted model, not a curated record. The transcript has a single exon. Bases 186 to 887 code for a protein of 233 amino acids.